AUGGCUGUUACAAAAUCUCAAAAGCUGGCUCUACAUGAACAAAGUGAAGUCCUGAGGGCUGAUAGGUCUUGGAGAUAUAUGAUUGCCGAGGACAGACAUGACUCUGAGGCAUCUCGGCAGAAGUUCAGACAUUUCCAGUACUCAGAUGUGUCUGAACCCCACAAAGCCCUAAGCCAACUCUGGGAUCUUUGUGUUUCGUGGCUGAGACCAGAGGUUCAUACGAAGGAUCAGAUACUACAUCUGCUGGUGCUGGAACAGCUCGUAGAAAGCCUCCCAGAGAAGGUCAGAACUUGGGUGUAUUCACAGCACCCUGAAAACAGCAAUGAUAUGAUGACCCUCAUAGAGAAUGUGGUUGAAAUACUCCAUGACCCAGAUACACCGUGCAAACACUCUGCCCUUCAGGAUGGAAGCACGGAGAAGGAGCGCUCAGAAGCUCAGCCACAAACACACGAACUCCAGGAACCAGUGACUUUCAAUGAUGUGCUUGUGGAAUUCAGUGAGGAAGAGUGGGGACAGCUGGACUGUGCUGGAAAGAAACUGUUCAGGGAUGUGAUGCUGGAGAACUAUCGGAACGUGUCCGAAGUGCAGAAAGCUGGUGUGUUAUCCAGAUCAGUUGAAAACCUCAGCUGGGAAAGUAAGAAAAGAAGGAUUGAGGAAGAAAUCCUUGAAAAGGUCAUUUUGUGUAACAAUAAAUCAACCAACAUUGACUAUGUAUCAAUAUUUAGCACCAAUCUGCUGUGGCCUAAGCACUGUGGAUUUCUGUGGUCACAAUAUAGACAAAUGAUUCAACCCAAAAAAAGGCAAAUUACAAAAGGUUCCUAUAAAUGUCCCCGUUGUGAAAAAACCUUCAGCCGAACCUCAUCUCUCAUUCGACAUGAGACUAUUCACACUGGAGAGAAACCAUACAAGUGUAACAAGUGUGGGAAAUUCUUCAACAGACGUGCCAACCUCAAGACUCACCAGAAGAUUCACACUGAAGCCAGGGAUCAUGAAGAUGAUAAUGCGGAAAAGCCUUCCACAAGUCUAUCGCGUGAUUGUGAUUCAGCAAAAAAGAGCUAUGUGUGCACUUACUGUAAAAAGUCCUUCACCCGCAGUUCUUCCCUCCGUCGACAUAAGAAGGUCCACAUCAGAAAGAAACCACCAACGGCUGAAGUCUCUGCGUAA
Messenger RNA from Psammomys obesus (fat sand rat), 1164 nucleotides. It is a transcript of the gene Znf215, whose product is annotated as zinc finger protein 215. Gene Ontology annotation, biological process: regulation of DNA-templated transcription. The record is from RefSeq and is a predicted model, not a curated record. The transcript is spliced from 6 exons. Lineage: Eukaryota; Metazoa; Chordata; Mammalia; Rodentia; Muridae. Bases 1 to 1164 code for a protein of 387 amino acids.